Molecule: messenger RNA, 750 nt
Organism: Hyphopichia burtonii NRRL Y-1933
Lineage: Eukaryota; Fungi; Ascomycota; Pichiomycetes; Serinales; Debaryomycetaceae
Exons: 1
Coding region: 236-409 (57 amino acids)
Source: RefSeq, a predicted model, not a curated record
CCCUAAUGUAAAUCUAAUCUUCCGGUCAACGCUACAAUAACUCCUACAUCGUUUGAUUAACCGAAUUAUAGCUAGCUUGAACCUAAUACUUAAAAGGAACCCUCCCAUGGCAACCUUCCACUUUAGUAAGGUUGCCUUCUACAUAAGCGAGGCUGCUUCCUACUGGAAGGGCACCUAGGACCGACCAGUCUAGACUGCCUGCCCGUUUUACCACCCUGCUACCACGGCCAGUACCAUGAAAAUUCAGCUACAACAACUACUUCCUGCCACAACUACCACCCCUCCACCAACCAAUACUACAUCAGCUACAUCAACUACAACAACUGCUGAACAUGGACAAGACAGGCAAUGCAGCAAGCAGAAACCGGUACACCUUUUAAGCAAAGCUGCCGAAAAAAUUUUCAACUAGGCGAAUCCUCACAAAAACAGCUCAAGAGUAAAUACUCCCAACAUGAUAACAUCAACCUCACAACAUAAUAGGCCAAAACAGGUUACUAACCAUUGGCAGGCUGCAAAUAGCAAUAGAUAAACACCAGAAGGGCAAAUGAACAAGUUUCAGUCCUGGAAUGUAAAUCCUUCAAAGAAUAGUAGAAUGACCUUCUAAAAAGAUGAUUUUUUUUUGCAAUUGAAACUUGCUGGAAGAAGCUUGAUGCACUGUAGCCUCAUAGGUAAAACUUGUAGACUUUGUGAGAUGAAAGAGGUUUAGUUAACGCAUUCGUUAACGCAUUUGUUAGGUGGGUAAAAGUACGA